AUGAGAAGCGAACUCGAGGCCUCUGAGACUGAACGCGAUACCACCGUCUUAAAAGAGACUCUUGAUACAGAGGACGUAUGGGCUUGCGAGAAUGACUCGGCAUCCUGUCAAGAUGACUCGUCGCAGUGGUCCGAGACGCUGCGGGCAAGCUCAUCGUCGCCGAGUGUCUUGUCCGAGGAAUCCUCCAACUUGGCAGUAGAAAUACCAGACUUUCAAUUGUCCUCGCCUCGCUCCUGCUACGAGCCGUUUCACCCACCUGCUCCCCCAAAAUCUGAAGAAGAUGCCUUGGAGUGUUUCGGCCCGUCUGUACAACGUCAAUCUUCACCCUCUUCUGGCCAUUUCGAACUACAGCUGGAUGAAUUUGCAGUCUACUUGGACACGGAAAACUAUCCGUGUGAAAUGCGCUGCCUGCAUCACCUCUAUGCUAGACCCGGCUAUAGCAACUUCUUCUUCGACGGAAUUCUGAGCAACAAUGGGCAAGGCAAGACGUUUAUGAAACGAGUUCCCAUCAGCGCGGUUCCAGUAGGACAAUACGGCCUGCAGUAUCAUAAUGUGGGCAAUCAGAUCUGGCUACAGUCUACGUAUUGCGACCAGAGUGACAUCUUCUAUAAACUCUGCCUGCCUGCAAGGGAGUAUCGCCGCUUCUUCAAGGCAUUCCUAUGGGUCGCCAACCUUGCCAAGCAUUUCGUCGACUUUCUAGUCUUUAUGGAAGAAAAGGGGACAAGAGUGACGAUACGGCACUUCCAGAGCGCGUUUGGAGACUGGCUUCUUGUAGUCCAUGGGGAUGCUCCUGACUUGAUGGACUGGCUGGCACAGCAUGCAUCGAGCGACUUUCGCACUUCCGUAAAUGCAAACAUUUCUUUUCUUUACAAGGAAUACAGGGGAAUAAUUACAGACAGAGAGUACGGCUAUCAUGACAUCUGGGCGGAGAUAUGGGAUUUCACCAAGUACCCGGACCUCUCGACAGGAACUGCACAGGAGCCGACCAUCGUCACCGACUACGUCUAUCACCGAUUUUCUGACUUGCCGUUUGGAAACCGACUGCACAACUUCCCAUUAAGCAGGAGGGCAUCGGAGUUGAGAGAGCGUGCUAGCUUGAAGCAUGGGCUUGAGCUGGCCUGCACAUCACACGGCCCAGCUACCAGUUCGUUUGUUAACGAGACAGGGGGAGAUAUCUCUGAUAUCACCCGUGCCAUCAAACCCGGCGACACAAUAUCCACGAGAAGAGACGGUGAGGUAUCGAGGUCCAUGCGGAGACGUGAGCUCUCCAAUGACUUCGCGGGCGUCGACCGGCGGUUUGCCCUAGUCCAGAAGGUUUGUGAACGCAGCGACGGUGGCAGAUACUUUGAAGUGCUGUGGUACUACCGCCCUUCUGACACUCUUUGUGGCCUAAUGAAAUACCCGUGGAGAAAUGAGCUGUUCCUCUCUGAUCACUGUUCGUGUGCAGAGGAAAACAAGAUCCAGGACUGUGAGGCCCUGCGCGUGCAUAGUGUUCAGUUUAGAGGAGACUCGACAACAACGUCGGAAUUCUUUUGUCGACAAAGAUAUCUCAGCAAGGAGAAGAAAUGGAUAGCUCUGGAUGACUCGGAUCUAAUGUGCUCACACUUGAAUCCUCGGCUUCAGGAUUCUACCUCUGGCAAAUACCGGCCAGGAGACACGUUUCUUAUCCAUGUGAAUGUGGCCAGCUCGACUUCCGAAGCAUGUGAACUCAUCAGUGUAAACACACGGGGCGCGGGAACUCGCCUCUGCUUCCGAAAACUGCUUCGGCGAAGCAAUGUGGACAGCAUGGCUGUUACUUCUGCCCGUAAUGAACUAGUGUAUAGCAAUGAGUCGAUCGAAUGCGACCCGAGCGGUAUCGUCGGAAAAUGCCAUGUCCGGUUCUUUGCCCACGAUGAAAAUAUCCCAGCGCCAUAUAAUCGAGCCGGAGUCGGCGGCUACUUUUACAUCACGCAUCGAGUAUCGCCCGCCGGGUUGUGCGUUCCGUUACGCAGCGUCCCGUCGUCACUACGCCAGGGAUUUGAUCCCGCUGUUGUCAUCUCCGAGCUUCGAGGAUUGGACCUCUUCUGCGGCGGCGGAAACUUUGGCAGGGGCCUCGAAGAAGGGGGCGCCGUUCGCAUGAGCUGGGCCAACGACUGUAAUGCCCGGGCAAUUCACACCUACAUGGCCAACUGCAGCCAUCCCAACCUCAUGAGCCCGUUCCUCGGGUCCAUCGACGACUUUCAAAGGGAGGCAUUUAGCGGCAACUUUUCCAAGUCGGUGCCUACCAUAGGCAGCGUCGACUUCAUCUCCGGAGGCAGUCCAUGUCCCGGCUUCUCUACUCUCACAAACGACAGGACGACAGACGAACAGCGCAAAAACCAGUCUCUCGUGGCAGCCUUCGCCUCAUGCGUUGACCUCUAUCGGCCCAAGUACGGACUUCUGGAAAACGUGCCUGGCAUUCUCCCAAGUAAAGCAAACAGAGAACAAGAUGUCCUUGGCCAGUUUAUGUGCGCAAUUGUUGGUAUAGGAUACCAAGCCCAGGUGUUUUACCUCGACGCCUCGUCGUGCGGAUCGGCGCAGAGACGUUCACGCGUCUUCAUAAGCUUCGCGGCACCAAACUGUAAGUUGCCUGGUAAGCCUCAGCAAACUCACUCGCACCCGUCGGAGACCAGGUAUACAAGCCUUGGCAAACUUCCCACGCGCCGCCACGUGUUGGCAGAGCGUGACUUUCUACGAGCAACUCCAUUCUCGUAUUCUGUAGCUAGGCAGGUUUCGUCUGGCCUUCCCAAGAUAUACAAUGGUCAGACAGAUACCUGCAUCCCCUUCCCUGACCACCGCUUGGCUCGUGGGCUCACCAAGGGCUUGAAGGCGCGAAUAUCGCUGAUCCCAAACCGGCCGUGGGGAAUGAAUUUACGCAGCGCGUCUCGCGGGAUCCUCACGCCAGCGGAGAGAGGAGUGUUUGUAACAAUUAACAGGAAGACAUCAAGGCCUAAUACUGAACCUCAUAAACUGGACCGGCAGUCUUCCGCAUAUGGACGGCUAUACCCCAAUCAACUUAUUGGGGCCAUUACAACAGUGCAGGUCCCCAACGACCGCAAGCAUGGUCGCCAGUUGCACUGGGAUGAGAAUCGAGGCCUCUCCGUCAUGGAGGCCCGUCGCGCCCAGGGCUUCCUGGAUGGUGAAGUCAUCCUGGGCACCCCUGCAGAACAAUACAAGAUUGUGGGCAACAGCGUUGCGCGAGAGGUGGCCCUGGCUCUAGGGUUGUCGAUUCGCGAGGCAUGGGCAGAGUCUUGUGCCGAUGAUCAGGAUACGGAGGCGGCCAAGCCUCUGUCCAGCUCCCUUGGAACAGGUGCGCUUGGAGGGAAUGCAGAUCAUGGUCCUCGUCAUACCUCGGCGGCGGAGGCUUCAAUUCGGACUCGCGUGAUUCCGCAGAAGCGAAGACGACGUGCGACUUCGAGAAUGGUAGUUGUAACAGGGCGUGCAAAGGAAAAGUGCCCACCCGAGUGCAUAGAUGCAAGAUGA
Messenger RNA from Metarhizium brunneum ARSEF 3297, 3501 nucleotides. It is a transcript of the gene MET2, whose product is annotated as DNA (cytosine-5)-methyltransferase 2. Gene Ontology annotation, molecular function: DNA (cytosine-5-)-methyltransferase activity; chromatin binding; DNA binding. Gene Ontology annotation, cellular component: nucleus. The record is from RefSeq and is a predicted model, not a curated record. Lineage: Eukaryota; Fungi; Ascomycota; Sordariomycetes; Hypocreales; Clavicipitaceae. Gene Ontology annotation, biological process: negative regulation of gene expression via chromosomal CpG island methylation.